UGGAUUUUAAUAGCCAUGUUUCGACUUGCCAUGGAGGUCUCCUCUUGUGCGUCGUUGGGCCGAGACCUCCGGCACCCAUUUCCACAGAGACCCGCCCGCUGGUAUGGAUUCCCUCACCAUCUUUUGUGGAGCUUUAGAUACGGACCCCAAGUCAGGAGGCUUGGACUCCCAGCCAGCCUUGACUACUGGGAACUCUCCAACGGGCAGUGGCCCAACGUGUCCCGCCUCAAAAGGUUGCACCAUGUGGCGGACCUCUGGUGGGGAAGCUGGCGGACGCCCUCGCUCGGCCACGUGAAAGCCAACCCCACGUUGACGGGCAAGAGAACCGUGUCGCAGGCUUACUUGAAGCGGAGGAAAAGGUACCUCCGAGCCAACAGCAGGCCAACGAUGGAGACCGAGGUCAUCGUCUGGGGGUCCACCAGCCCUUUGGAAGCCCUGGAGACCAGCACCAUCCCUGGGAUUUACAAUGGUCCUGCCACCUCAGUUUUGGAACGGGUGACCAGCAGCACGACCACCACGACCACUAUGUCCACCACCACCACGGCGGCUUCUACGACCGCACAGUCCAAAGGACUCGGCCCAGGGCUUGGGGCCCCUAAGAACCAUCCCGUCAGCACGCUGCUUCCCCCUUCGACCUCCAGAGGUAGCAGGAAAAAAGCAGAAGGCCCACCCCCAGCACCCCCUAAAAUACCAGGAGAUACUUCAGGCCUGGCGCUCCAUCAGAUUAUCACCAUCACCGUCUCGCUCAUCAUGGUCAUCGCCGCGCUGAUCACGACCCUCGUCUUAAAAAAUUGCUGUGCGCAGAGGGGCAAUGCCCGUCGCAGUGGCCACCAGCGGAAAAUUAAGCAGCAGGAAGAGAGUUGCCAAAACCUGACGGACUUCACUCCGGCCAGAGUGCCCAGCAACCUGGACAUCUUCACGGCCUACAACGAGACCCUCCAGUGCUCGCAUGAGUGCGUGAGGAGCCCCGUCCCGAUGUAUGCCGAGGAGGCGAUGCUCUCCCCGGGAGACUACAAGACCUCCUUCAACGGGAACAGGGGGUCUUCCUCGGACCGCCAUCUAAUCCCCGUGGCCUUCGUAUCGGAAAAAUGGUUUGAGAUCUCGUGUUGACCGGCAAAACUCUGUUUUUAACUUCCUGGAGGGGCAGCCAGACGCCGCGCAGCCGUUCCGUGGAUUCCAUUGGUGAACCUGUAAA
Messenger RNA from Pseudonaja textilis, 1195 nucleotides. RefSeq names its product adherens junctions associated protein 1 (gene AJAP1). Gene Ontology annotation, molecular function: beta-catenin binding. Gene Ontology annotation, cellular component: cell-cell contact zone; adherens junction; cytoplasmic side of plasma membrane. The record is from RefSeq and is a predicted model, not a curated record. Lineage: Eukaryota; Metazoa; Chordata; Lepidosauria; Squamata; Elapidae.